UUAGCGGUUGGUUGUCGAGGAUCCUGCCUGGAACGGGGGCUGGCACCCACAGUCAUGGAAGAUGAUCCGGCUUCUCCUGCCAGCAAGGCCCCGUCCCCACUGAGCUGUAUCCGGAUGGUCCAGGCAGGCUGGUCGGAGAAGGAGGAUGGGGCCUGGGAACAGAGCGGAAGCGUGCAGGAUCCAGCGAUGGUGGGGAGCUCUCCAGGGCGACCCAGGAGUUCUCCCCUUCUUUGCCCACUCAGCCGGUGCCAAGGGAGGCAUAGCCCUGCCACCCCCCAGGACACUGAUGGGACAGACCAGAACCAGAACGGGGCAGAAGAGGAGGUGGUGUCCCCUCUGUGCCGGGAGCCCCCCCAGUCCCCAGCUCCAGGGGAGCCACAGCCCCGCAGGCCGUUCCGGCGGAAGCACCGGCUGUACGUGAAGCUGUCCCCUGGCCAGGUCAGUGUGUCCCCAAGCCAGGACAGGGGGCAGCCAGCCACUUCCGAGGAGCCAGGGCCUUCCCAGGGCAAAAGGCUGCGGCUGCUGCGAGGCCAAGCCAGCAACUUCCGGAGGAAGAAGAGACCCUUGGAGAAUGGCCACGAGGCAGGGCCUGGCGACGUGGGGCCCUCCCUUCCACUCCGCCAGUGCAGUGGGGAGGAGGGGCAGGGCCCGGCACCAGAGGGGGAGGAGGAGGAGCAGGGCUUGGCAUUGAAGCGGGAGGAGGAGGAGAGGCAGGGCCUGGCAUUGAAGCGGGAGGAGGAGAAGGGGCAGGGCCUAGCGCUGGAAUGGGGGGAGGAGGAAGAGAAGAGGUUCGGCUCCCCCAGGCUGGCUGGGCCUGGUACCACCCGCCCCAAGCCGGACUUUGUGCAGCUGAUCGAUGAGCACGGGAUCUACUCCACAGCCAAGCUGGUGCUGGGCAGCACGGCGGGCGAGCUGGACGAGGGGGUGGUGCUGCCACCGCACCUGAGGCGGGCAGGCCCCCAGCUGGAGAUCCGGGAGGUGAUCGUGGACGACAAGCCCUUCGCGUGCAGCGUGUGCGAGAAGACCUUCAAGCGGGCCUGGGAGCUGUUCAGCCACGAGGUGGUGCACAACGAGGAGCGGCCCUUCCACUGCGACCUCUGCGAGGCCUCCUUCAAGCGCCACUCGGACUUCAAGAGCCACCGGCUGGUGCACACCGAGGAGCGGCCCUUCCACUGCGAGAUGUGCGGCAAGAAGUUCAAGCGCUCGUCCAACCUCCAGGAGCACCGGCGCAUUCACACCGGCGAGCGCCCCUACCAGUGCGCCUGCUGCGACAAGAGCUUCAAGACGCCCUACGAGCUGCAGCGCCACAUGCUCACCCACUGCACCGAGAAGCCCUUCAAAUGCGGCGACUGCGGGAAAGACUUCCCCACCUCCAACUCGCUGCUGCUGCAUCAGCGCCAGCACUGCGACGACAAGCCCCACGUCUGCGGCGUCUGCGGCAAGAAGUUCACCUACGGCCACAGCCUCAAGGUGCAUGAGCGGGUUCACACCGGUGACCGGCCCUUCGUCUGCCCCAUCUGCGGCAAGGGCUUCAAGCAGUCCAACGCCCUCUCCUCGCACGAGCGGGUGCACACCGGCGAGCGCCCCUUCGUCUGCAAGACCUGCGGCAAGGCCUUCAAGCAGUCAUCCUACCUGGUGAUCCACGAGCGCUCGCACACGGGCGAGCGGCCCUACAAGUGCGAGGUGUGCCAGAAGGCCUUUGCCAGGCCCUCGCUGCUGCUGCAGCACCACCGGGUGCACAGUGAGGAGCGCCCCUACAAGUGCAGCUUCUGCGACAAGUUCUUCAAGGACCUGGCUUACCUGACGGUGCACGAGAAGGUGCACACGGGCGAGACCCCCUACAAGUGCAGUGUCUGUGACAAGGGCUUCGCCCACCCCUCCAACCUGCUGCAGCACCAGCGUGUGCACCGCGACGGCUGACCCAGUUCCUGCUCCAGCAUGCCCCGCCGGGGAGUGCGGCCCAUGCUGCAUGCAGCUCCCAGUGGGUGCCACUCUGGCUGGGCCCUCAUGGGAGACAGCUGCCAGCAGGCACUGAGCCGGCCAGGGGGACCAUGGAGGCUACAUCUCCCAACGUGCACUGUAGUCCCUCGUGCAUCAGGGUGAAGCAGUGCAUGCUGGGAGGAGCAAUCCAGCCAGGCCACACCCCCUCACUACAAGGGGUGAUGAAAGCUCCUAUGUGCACAUUGGGUAUGGGCUAUAGGUCUGCGGAGGGCUUGGUUGCCCUGGCCUGAGUCGCUGCUUGGCUCCAGGACUCCGUGGCCCUUCUCUGGGCACUCCUGGAGCUCGGGGAAAGAGAGGAAUGGUUGGCUCCUCAGCAAGGGGUUUUCUCUGUGCCUGUCAUGGGGGCUGGGCUGCGGAGAGAGAAGUCAGGUCCAGAGAGCAGGGAAACCCCCCUGAGCACUACCCGUCUGCUCAGCAGGGCAGUGCUACAUCCAGCUAGGGGGAGCUCCCCCUCCCCACAAGGAGCUGCAGUGUGGUGAACGCUGAGCAGGGGGCUCCUCUGUGCUCCCUGGCAAGAAAGGGGUUUGUGAGCCCCACCUCUGUGCCAUUGUCCAAUGGCAGCCUCCUGACAGGGUCAACACACCAGACUGUGCACAGCCAGGGUGGCCCCUUGGGGAUGCUCCAUCAGCAUCCCUGUGACCCAGGGUUCCUCUCCUGGGAUAGCAUAGUCCCUGCCAGGGGGUCGUGAGCUGGCAACUCCCCGUGUAGCUGGAAGGGGCUCUCUGGUCUCCUGGGUGAGCCCCAGGGGGGAUGGGAAAGCAGGUUCCUUCUUGAUCAGCAACAUGGCUCCCAGCUGCCUCCAGCUGAGCUGAGCUUGUGUUCGUUCCCCCACUGCAAUGGGGGCUGGGGAGUCAAGCCUCCGUCUACCCAGCUGUGGGAACUGAACCCACAGAACGAGGGCUGGGCCGCAGCCCCUCCUCGCAUCUGGCACCCCCAGCCUGUGGGCACUGGGAUGUGCACGUGACCGAGUCGCCCUCGUCGCUCCACAGACAGAAGGGGAGGUAACGGGAUCAGCUCAAACCUUUUUGCCCCCUCUUGGUGUCGCAAUAAGAAAACAACUUACACUAGAUCCAGAUCGGGUUCUCUGAACCUGCGCUGUGUGCGCACGUGCCAGAAUGGCGUACAAUGUGAAUUACAGCCCAGAGCCACUUCGCUGCUAGCUGGUGCCAGGUGCACCCCCAUGUGCUGUCUGCUCUGCUGGGCUGGGGGGAUCCCUUGGGGAUUGGAGAGUCGGCUCAGGGGAGUUCUCAGCUCUGAGUGGGGGUCGGGUCUGACACUUCUCCAUGCUUGGGUUAAAUAGGUGUCAACAGAAAGUCUGGAUAAAACCCCCCCUACUGCCAGGAACAGUGGGACAGGCAGCCUGCGUUUCCCUAUCUCAGUAAAAAAGGGAAAGGCGGGGUGGGGGUGCAGGGCAGCAGGGGCUCCUGUAAACAUCAUCCAGAAGCACCAGCACACAAAGCGAGGGGUGCACCCCAAUUUCCUGUUUGAGACACAAGAAGCUACAAAGGGGGGAUUGAAUGAGGCCCCCAUUGCCGGGCUGUUUCCUGGCCCCUCUGCCCUGGGAAGGCAGGGGUUAAAGAUGCCUGCUGUGCCAGACUGCAGAGAUGUGCAGCCAGUGGGAGGUUAGGGGGCCCUGCUAGCCGAGCUGAGAGCCUGGCACCUGGGUGACCCACACGAGAGCUGAAAUGUGGCUGGCGCGGUGCCGUACGUGCCCAGCACUGCACUGCCUUUUAUUAUGGAGCGCUCGGGCCGCCCAUGGACAGUACCUUGCCCCAGGGAGGGCUUGCCUGCCGUAGCACCAGACCCUGGAAGUGUCACCCUGCUGGAGCUCCGGUAAUAGGUGUUCCCAUCUGCGCUGAGAUACACCAGGCAUCGUGUCAGUCACCUUGGCCCCUCCAGGUCCUGUCCUGGCAGGACCCAAUUUGCUAGUGAGGACAAGGUUCAGUUGCAGCCAUUGUGUGCUGCUGGCCCCUGAGUGUGGACCCAGAGCCAGCAGGCCUGGCUGUGUGUGGAGUAGGUGGCAGGAGGUGUCCCCACCACCGCCGUUGCUUGUGCAGGUGUGCUUGCUGCACUCACACCUUCAUGUGCCGGUUUACCUACUGUGUGGGGUGCUCCCAGGAGCCAUGUGGGGCAUGAGAGGAUAAAUGCCUACUACUGCUACAGCUAAGGGACUGCCUCCUUCAGUUCCAGCUGUAGAUGUCCAGGGGUUGGUAGAGCAGGGCCUGGGUUCAAAUCCUGCUAGUGCUGAGGGAAUGUAGAUGGGGCUGUGGGAUCCUUGCCCUGUUCUCAGGGUUGAAAUAGAAAUAUGGAGAUAUACCUAUCUCGUAGAGCUGGAAGGGACCCCGGAAGGUCAUUGAGUCCAGCCCCUGCCUUCACUAGCAGGACCAAGUGCUGAUUUUGCCCCAGAUCCCUAAGUGGCCCCCUCAAGGAUUGAAUUCACAACCCUGAGUUUAGCAGGCCAAUGCUCAAACCACUGAGCUUAGGAGAUGUGGAGCCAGUUCCUCAAAUGGCCAGUCCUCCUGCAGGGACAGCAUGGACCGGCCCCCUUUCCUGCACCCAUUUAACUUAUGCCUACAGGGUGCUGGGAGGGGAGUCCCCUGGUUAAUGCCCUAGCAGCCUUGUCCCGUGUGGGGCUGUGAGAGCUCCUGAUCCAUCUGCCUCUCCAGGCCUGAGGAUACCCUCAGGGAACCCAACUCAGGCCCUUUCCUGGCCUUAGCUCCCCCCGGGGCACACAGUGUCCCCCCCCAUUCCACAUGCAGCUGAGGAGGCAGGUGCCCUUUAUCUGCUCCCUUCCGCCCCCCCCCCCCGCAGUACCCCUUUCUCUGCUCAGAUGGGGUGCGUUCCUGUAGCAAAGGCUGCUCAGAGAGACCCCCCAGUGGAGAAAGGGCAAGGAUGUGUGAGAUGGGACCAGCGGAGCCAUGUGUGCAGUAGCGGAAGGGUUUACAGCCUCCCACCCCAGGGGAGCAGGGUGUGGGGUGAGCCAGGUUCUCCUGGGGCUGCUGAUUGCACCCCUCAGCCAGCAGUUCUCUCCAUGGCUGUGUUUUGGGGCUCAGUAGAGGGAGGGUUGCUGCUAGCAUGGGAAGAGCCUGGGGGGCAGUCCAGAGCAGUCCCCUCCCUAAUUCAAAGGGCUGUAGCUGAGGUGAAGGCGCUCUGACACAGCUCCUGCAUGGUGGGGGAGGGGGGGUCGUGCUUCCGGUGCUGUGACUGAGAGGAGAUGGCUGCUUGCUCUGCCCGACCCCGCCCCUCCAAGCAGCAGGGAACCUUGCCGCCUGGUGAUUGGUUGUUCUGUUGCACGCGCACACACCCCUCCGGCCUCUGUGGGGUGCAUAGGGGACGAGACCUGGCAGGGGAAGUGGCACCACUGGGCUUUGCCCCUGGGAGCGGCAGGUAGAGCAAUUCACCCACACGGUGCCCAGAGGGUUCACCUGACAGCUGCAGCCUGUCGCUGGGUGCUGCAUCCCCGUGCUGUGGCCGUGCCCCGCACUGUUUUAGGCAGUGAGGUGUGGCCCGGUGGGGUGGCAGUGUAUUGCCCAUGGUCUGAGGGCACUGUGGUCGCUCUGUAGCGGGCAUGUUUGGUUCAGCCCGCGCCACGCCCAAUGCCUGUAGAUUCCAAACGCUAACCCUCCCCUGCAGGGGCCUGGCCUGGCUGCUGGGUGCCCACGCCUUGGGGCUGCCCAUCCCCAGCUGGCAUCUGCAGGGCCUGGCUGGGGACACUAUCCCAACAUGCCGGGGGGGCCACGCCCUCCCUCAGGAAGGUGGGGGCAGGGCGGCCUCUGGGCACAGAUAAUUAUUUAAGUGGUCAUGGGACAUUUCAAGUUCCUGGGCAGGUCCUGCAUCCCCUGCAGCCAGGAAGGAGCGUGGGGUGGAGGGGAUGGGCCCAGCCAGCCUUAGGGAGAGCCAGGUGUCUUCUCACUACACCGCUGGGCCUGCCUGCUUCUCGGGGCCUGGGGCGACUGCCGGGCAGCAUCUCUGGGCUCCGGCUGCUGCUAAGCUCCGUUCUGGUUCCUGCGGACUGAUGGCUCUGCCUGCCCAUCAGCGGGGGGAGGCUGGGGAAGGACCUUUCCCAGAGAAGGUCACACUGGGGGGCAGCAACCCCCUGUACCCAGACUCACCCUGCGCCUGUGCUGGCCUGGAGGUGCCUGGCUCCACACUAAACUCCCCAGCACCGAAGCCAUGGGACUCUGCGCGGACUCGCUGCCUCGGGUCCCCCUUUUGUAUUGCUACUGUAGGGAAGGGUGGGGGACCCCCACUCAGCUCCUCAACACUAAUUA
Molecule: messenger RNA, 6272 nt
Organism: Mauremys mutica (yellowpond turtle)
Lineage: Eukaryota; Metazoa; Chordata; Testudines; Geoemydidae
Product: zinc finger protein 2-like
Exons: 2
Coding region: 55-1920 (621 amino acids)
Biological process (GO): regulation of immune system process; negative regulation of transcription by RNA polymerase II; regulation of cytokine production
Source: RefSeq, a predicted model, not a curated record